CAGGCAGCAGUCUGAGCCGUGCGACUCCGGCUCUCUACAUAACACAACUGCUUCAGCUCUGUUUGAGGGACGGCCAAUUACGGGACGAUUUUGGGAAACACAAUCAGCUCCAUGAUGUUUGCACAAUAACGCAGAGGCCACCGUGGAGCAUGGAGCUCGUGUCAGUGCAGUACGAGUUUGAGUACACGGCGAAGGACGGUCACCUCGUGUCCAUCAAGCCUAAUGAAAGCUACAUCCUGGUCUCCAAGACCAACGACCACUGGUGGCACGUCCGCAAAGACCAGCACACCAGGCCCUUUUAUAUCCCUGCGCAGUAUGUGAAGGAGCUGCCAUCACAUACUGGAGACUCUCCUGGUGCUAAUGAGCUGGAGUCAACUGGGCGUGUGACUAACAGUAAGCCGGUGGGUACUGUAGGUGUAACACCGUGUAAAGCGACGUCUCAGGAUGCUCCAAGAGACGCACACCGGCUCUCUACUUUUGGUUCCUGCCAGAACCUGCCAGAUGUGAAGCUAUGUGAGACUCAGAAGGGAGAACAGUCCACCAGCAGUUUCGCGCCUACACAUACAGAUCACACAGAGACGCACAAUCCAGCAGGAAGCUUUUCAUUUACCUCAGCACCUGUGGAAACUGACAACCUGCAAGUGUACGCAAAACCUCAGCUUGUGGUGAAGGUUGGGAAAGGACAACAAAAGCCAAAAAUCUCGCUGCAGGAUGACAAAGUAGAACAACCACAGUUUUUUGUGGAUGAUGAGGACAUGACCUUCCCUACACCCCCUAGUUCCCCCAUAUAUGACACCAUCCCAGAGCUACACCUCCCAGAAGUUGAAACAUUUUCUAAGCUGUCUGAUCCGGUUGCUUCAAACGACACAUCAGCGUCACAGCAGCAGCGGAGUUUGAAUCAAACUGCAGAGGCCACUCCUUCUACAGAUGCACUUCCCAUUCAACAGGUGGAGAAUGAAAGUCCCAGGUCAGCCGUGUACGUCAAUGUAGCACAGCUUCGCCAGAGCAUCUCUGAGUCUCCCCCCUCGGCUCCUUUGUCCUACUCUCCUUCCUACCUUGACCCAGAGGGAUGGGAGGUGCACACUGACCAGGAAAGUGGACAGGAGUACUACUACCACCCUGCGACAGGGCGCACCACCUGGGACAAUCCCUUCCUUGACUCCCCCACGGACCCUGAGCCUUUCUCUGCAGAGGAGCCCCGCUCUCCCUCACCUCCUCAGUCGCCUGCCCUCUCUCUGUCCACCGCCUCCCCCCCUGCGUGGACCUCAGACUGGGAGCAGUUGGUGGAUGAGACCAGCGGCCGGCCCUACUUCUACAACGCAAUGUCUGGGGAGACGUCCUGGGAGCCUCCGGAGCAGCUGAGCCCGUAUCCCCCUCUCAUGGAGCCUAUGAGCGUGCACAGGUUUCACGAGGACGGGCCGCCUCCCCUACCUGAGGAGGACUACCCCUCGGGGGAUUACCCAGCUGCUGAUCAACCAGAGUCCUACGAGGAGCUCCUUGCCACGGGGCCUCCAACCCUCCCUAAAGAGUACACCCUCAGCCACGUGAGCCGGACCAUCAUCCCCAGGGCCAACCUGGACCGCAGCACCCCAGCCGGUUGGAACCUCACCGUGGAACCAAACGGGACCUGGGUGUUCACCAGUGAACACUCUCCAGACCAGUGGAUCAAGUCUAUGGAUGAUCGAGGGCAGACCUACUACUACCUGAGAGACGGCUCCAAGUCUCAGUGGAACCUGCCCGAGGCCCCUGUAGCUCUCGGUCAGUCCAGGGUGGAGAAUGGUGUUGAGGCGGAAAACGUGUCAAUCAUUAAAAACUGGAGACACACCAUGGGACCUGUUCAGCUCAGCUCAGCCCAGGAUGAUGGGAGGUUCUUCCCGACUCACAGGAGGAACACGUCCGACUACAGCAGCGACAGCUCCAGCACAGGAAACUCUCCAGAGACGCAGCAUAACGUGCAGAACUUGGAGAAAGCUGGAAUCCUCAACAAAACAAAAGUGUCUGAGAACGGCAAGAAAGUAAGGAAAAACUGGGCCCAGACAUGGACGGUUCUCCACGGAGGAGUGCUGACGUUCCACAAAGACCCGAAGUCGGCAGCGACGGGGGCCUCGAACAAGACCAAUCAGAUUGUUCCAGAGGUUGCGGUGGACCUGCGAGGUGCGACGAUUGGCUGGGCCUCAAAGGACAAAUCCAGCAAAAAGAAUGUUUUAGAGUUAAAAGGCAAGAACGGUGUGGAGUUUCUGAUACAGUACGACACAGAAAGCAUCAUCAACGACUGGCACAAAGUCUUAAUGGACACCAUACGACAACUGUCUGUUUAUCAGGAGUACCAGGACCAUCACUCAGAGGAGGAGGAUGGGGAUUUGUAUGAGAAGAUUCCCAAUACAGAGCGAGAUGACAGGUCUGCAGGUGGCAUAGACAAGCGAAGAUCCUCUAGGCCGACUAUCACACCCUCAUCCAGCUCUGCAGGAGACGCAGACCAGAAGAGGGUUCGAACCAAGCUGAUGAAGUUCCUCAUGAAACGCCCGACGCUGCAGUCCGUCAAGGAGAAAGGCUACAUCCGAGAGAAUGUGUUUGGUUGCCACCUGGGCUCACUGUGUGCACAGGAGAAGACCACAGUCCCUAGUUUUGUGGAGAGAUGUAUCAGUGCUGUAGAAAAGAGAGGCUUAGACAUUGAUGGACUCUAUAGAGUGAGUGGGAACCUCGCUGUCAUUCAGAAACUACGCUUCAAGGCCGAUCAUGAGGAACUGGACCUCGAGGACGGCCAGUGGGAGGACGUCCAUGUCAUCACCGGAGCGCUGAAGUUGUUUUUCCGAGAGCUCGCUGAGCCGCUUUUCCCAUUCAGCUACUUUAAUGGCUUCAUCUCAGCCAUCAGAAUUCCUGAUUAUAACACAAAACUGCAUCACAUGUGUGAACUGGUCAGAACACUUCCUACUCCACAUCACGAGACCAUGAAACUUCUUUUUGGGCAUUUACGCAGGGUCAUUCAGUUCGGGGAGGACAAUCGCAUGACUGUGCAGAACGUGGCAAUUGUGUUCGGCCCGACGCUGCUUCGGCCAGAGAUGGAGUCGGCCAACAUCGCGAUGCACAUGGUGUUUCAGAACCAGAUAGUUGAGUUCAUUCUCAAUGAAUAUGAGCGCAUCUUCCGCUCCAGCUAAAGCAGUCACAAGCCUCCGGUGCAGACCUGGGCAAAUGUCUAAAUGUGCUCAAGUUAUUUGAAGUGCUAGAUUUACCUUUUGCAUGCACAUAAACAGCUUCGGUGCAACACCUGAAAAUGAAACUCUUCUUGUAAGAUAAGUUGAAGGGCUUUUCAAGUUUUCUUUGCUCAGAAUAUUUGAAGUUCAACCAUUUGAAACUUUAUAGAGGACUCUUCAAAUAGUGUUUGCUGAGAAUAUUUGAAGCAUGUUUAACCAUUGUUUUGUCCAGAUUUACUCCAUAGGAGGCUCACACUCUUAGAACUAUCUUUGACAGUAUUGUAGGAUUGGAAAUUAAGCCGCACAGGUGUAGACAGGUGUGGUUUGGUUUCCCGUCUCAGAGCUAUUGAGCUUGUUUCUUGGCUGGAAGAAGGACUGUGUCAGUUUGCUCUCGCUCCGAGAUUCUAGCUGUCUUAAUCUCACAAGUCACUUUCUGGAGAUUUUAAUUGUUUAUUUUUAUUUUUGUUUUAUUUUUUUUUUGUUUCAGUUUGUCUAAAUCGCAGUUAUAAUACAACCCAAGUCAAACCCAGACGGAUGCAUUAAUUCUCUCUUUAAAAAUGAUCAACAAUUGCUUCCAUCUUUAUUUUAGAAAGUUUAAUGACUUUUAAAUGUUAUUUUGGAUUUGAAGUUAAAGUAUAUCACAUAUUGCUAUAACUCAGUUUGUAUUCUAAUAUUGCAUUUUUUGUUUUCAGUUUCAUUUUUACCCAUGGAUUUGUUUAUUGUAAUAUAGAAAUGUAUAAAAAAAAGAAAUAUUAAUACCAAUAUCUUGCUGUGAAAUAGAUGGUGACCUAGAAUCCUUGCGCAAACUAUAGGUUAUUUUCCACUGAGUUGUAAAACACAAUUUUUCAAUCAUGCUGUACAUGAAGAAACUGUAUAAUGACAACAUAGAAAUAUAAAUAAGUAAUACAUCUUUUUGGCAGUUGGCAGUAAAGUCAGAAUGAUGAAUGUAUCAGAAAAGUGGAUAAUAGAAGAGAUUUAUGUCUUGUAAAUAGAAAUAGAUGGCAUAUUUAUGCUGAACAUUGUUGACGGUGCACAAGUUAUUCAAUAAUAAAAUAACUUUGUAAAAAAGGAA
This is a messenger RNA of Seriola aureovittata, 4263 nucleotides long. RefSeq names its product Rho GTPase activating protein 27 (gene arhgap27). The record is from RefSeq and is a predicted model, not a curated record. NCBI's taxonomy places the organism in Eukaryota, Metazoa, Chordata, Actinopteri, Carangiformes, Carangidae. Gene Ontology annotation, molecular function: protein binding. The transcript is spliced from 18 exons. Gene Ontology annotation, cellular component: cytoplasm. Gene Ontology annotation, biological process: signal transduction; regulation of GTPase activity. Bases 150 to 3155 code for a protein of 1001 amino acids.